AUGAACAAUCCAACGUUUUGUUACAAUAAUUGUACGAAUGGAACUUGUAAACCAAGCGGCUAUUUUCAAUUUGGCAUUUGUGUAUGUGAACCAGGCUAUUAUGGUGUCGACUGUGCACAAGUACCAAUGCCCAAGUCACCGACUGCCAGUGGUACACUCUGUGGAUUUUCGUUGUCAAAUAGAUUUGAAAUUGUUUGUGAUGGCCAACAGAGCUGCAGUUCAGAUUAUCAAUAUCAAACUGAUUUUUACACAUCAACUGGUAAUGGUAAUCAACUAUCGAUGGGCAGUUGCUUUAGGAAGGAAGAAAGUCUACAAUUCAGUCCCAUUGGUACACUCUGCGGUUUUGCAACGACUGCCACACGCAAUCCUCUGAAUAUUCUUUGUAAUGGUCAACACCCAUUUCAUCAUGCAUGCCCGAAAGGUUACAAACGAGGGAUGAUUGGCAGUUGGGCAACAUGUAUUAAAACUAUAGAAAAACAAGAUGAUUUACCUGGAACUCUAUGCGGUAUGCACGCUCGAAGGGAAUAUAAUUAUCAACUUCCUUCAUUUGGACAUUAUCGUUGCAACAAUUAUAAUAUUCAAGAGGGCCAUUGUCCACCGGGCUAUUGAUUAUUAUUUGCUGCAGCUUCCAUUGCAUUUUUAUAUAAUGUUCGAUCAUAA
Messenger RNA from Rotaria sp. Silwood1, 660 nucleotides. The record is from the annotation of a GenBank genome assembly. Lineage: Eukaryota; Metazoa; Rotifera; Eurotatoria; Philodinida; Philodinidae.